AUGGCUGGUAGGGGUCGCGGAGGCAAAUCAGCUGGAGGUGGUAGGGGUCGCGGAGCCAGAUCCGCUGGAGGUGUUAGGGUUUAUAAUGGUGCGAGGGAUCCCAGUUCUGCCGCCGAUAAUCAGACCUCCAUUGGUGCGAGGGAACCCAUUGGAGCCGCAGUUAAUCAGGCCUCCAAUGGUGCGACUUCACGCGGAGGUCGAAGUGGUGUCGGAACGUCGUCUCACUCCUCGAAUCCAUCAGGCUCUCAGUCCGUGAGUAAUUCGUAUAGAACUAUGCCGUCCCAGUUUCCGCCGAGGACACAACAAACGCCUCCUGCUUCUCAACCACCGCGGGUUGCUUCUCCACCACCGCGGGUUGCUUCUCCCCCACUGUGGGUUGGUUCCCAACCACCGCGGGUUGGUUCUCAACCACCGCGGGUUGGUUUGCAAGCACCGGUUCUUGCUCCUCAACCACCGCCUCCUCUUCCUCCACUCAUACAAGAACAAGAAGAGGAUUACGAAGAAGUAAACCCUAAUCCCAAUCCUGCCGAAGAAGAAAACCCUAUUCCUAAUCCUGCCGAACAAGACUACCAAGGUUUGUUAGAUGCAAUGCUAGCUCUUCUAGGCCGACAACAUCUCCCAGUUCUGUCUGUCGAUCCCAUCUCCGACGUUGAGACUCUAUGGUAA
Messenger RNA from Camelina sativa (false flax), 666 nucleotides. The record is from RefSeq and is a predicted model, not a curated record. Lineage: Eukaryota; Viridiplantae; Streptophyta; Magnoliopsida; Brassicales; Brassicaceae.